Daldinia caldariorum is the source of this 2683-nucleotide messenger RNA. Its product is annotated as PTR2-domain-containing protein. The coding region runs from base 606 to 2546 and encodes 646 amino acids. The record is from RefSeq and is a predicted model, not a curated record. The transcript has 3 exons. Gene Ontology annotation, cellular component: membrane. Gene Ontology annotation, molecular function: dipeptide transmembrane transporter activity. Lineage: Eukaryota; Fungi; Ascomycota; Sordariomycetes; Xylariales; Hypoxylaceae. Gene Ontology annotation, biological process: oligopeptide transport; transmembrane transport.
UACCGUAGCUAUUUCUAUUUGGAAAAGGCUGGUUAAUAGCAUUUUAAAAGCUGCCAAGAUGUCAAUUCUAGGACUCGCUUGGGGAAUUGAUUAUGAAUAUUGAGCAGGCCAAUGAUAAUUACUCUGGCGCAAAGCAACAUAGUGAUGUGACUGUGUUACUCAUGCUUGGCGGCUUAUUGUCCCGAAGAGCAAGUCACCGAUCUGGGCAAGAUCAUCAUACAAUAACCUGGGUAAGGAUCUGAUGUGGUAAUUGCGGUUAUCCUAUUCGACUAGACUACUGACAGUUGAACGGUCCGAUCUGGGUAGGUAACGUUGUGACAAGCUGAGGGGCAAAAACGACAAAGGAUGUCAGGAUUCAUGUAUUGGAGUUGAGCUCUUCUGCUUACUUUUCCCGCUAUCUUGCAGUACAUAUAUUUCAUAGCCCCCCCCAAGGCACCCUUUGCAAAGUUAUAUUUCUUUUUGGAGAUUGGCUUGUUGCGGACGCCGUUUCGAACAAAAUUCUUUCAAUUCGUUCCGGCAAUAUUAUUACAAACCCUUUCCUAGCUUGGUUUUGGUUUUUUUUUGAGAAAGUCGCCGAGUAGAAAAUAUUACGCAGUAUUCUCGUCAUGACGAACGACGGGACUAGCGAAAGCGUCGACGCCGCCCACGAUAGCCCUCCUAUUAUAGGGGAGAAAACUCCACAUGCGCCGGAUCUAAAAACCACUGGUUCAGGCCCGAGCUUAGAUAUAGAAGCACCUCUCCGGGGACCAAAUGGCGAAGAAUAUCCUACAAAGGAAGAACUCGAUACUUUACGACGCGUUAAGGGACCUAUUAACUUGAUUAUUUACACUAUCGCCUUUGUCGAACUCUGUGAACGAUUUGCCUACUAUGGAACUACUGCUGUUUUCGUCAACUUCAUUUCGCAACCUCUUCCCCCUGGAUCUACGACCGGAGCCGGUGGCACGGACCUACAAGCCGGAGCUCUCGAUCAAGGCCAACGAGCUUCGACUGGUUUGGUGCUGUUCAACUCUUUCUGGUCUUACCUCAUGCCUUUGCUUGGUGGUUGGUUAGCCGACACGUACUGGGGCAAAUAUAAGACUAUCAACGUUGCUGUUAUAGUAGCUUUGUUCGGCCACAUCAUCCUCAUAAUAUCGGCUCUACCGCCGGUCAUCGCCAACCCAACAGGCGCUCUUGGUUGUUUCUCGGUCGGCUUGAUCUUCUUCGGCAUUGGCGUUGGUCUUUUCAAGGCCAACAUUUCCCCUAUGAUCGCCGAGCAAUACGAAAAUACGCAACCAAGGGCCAUCAUCAAGACUCUGAAGAGCGGCGAACGUGUUGUGGUGGACCCUGUCUUAACAAUUUCCAUCAUUUAUAUGCGCUACUAUUUCUUCAUCAAUGUCGGAUCUUUAGUCGGCUCUAUUUCGAUGGUGUACGCUGAAAAGUACGUCGGUUUCUGGCUUUCCUUCGUUUUACCCACGGGCCUCUUCCUUCUCUGCCCUAUCGUCAUGGUUGCUUUCAAGGCUAAAUACGUCCGUCAUCCACCCACCGGCUCGGUCCUUAGUAAGGCGCUGGCGUUAGUUGGCCUAUCGAUGAAGGGGCGUUGGUCGUUGAAUCCUAUUACUACUAUCAAGAACUUCCGCGCGCCGGGUUUCUUCGAGAGGGUCAAGCCGAGCAAUAUACCCGAGUCCGAACGCCCAGCUUGGAUGACAUUCGAUGACCACUGGGUCGAUGAGGUACGCCGUGGUUUCAAAGCCUGCAGCGUUUUCGUUUGGUAUCCAAUAUAUUGGCUUUCUUAUAACCAACUGAACAACAACCUCAUUUCGCAAGCCGCAACAUUGCAGUUAGGCGGCGUUCCGAAUGAUGUGGUUUCCAACCUCGACCCUUUCGCGCUGCUGAUCUUCAUCCCCAUCUGCGAUAAAUUUAUUUACCCUAUCAUAAGACGCGCUGGUAUCCAGUUCACACCUAUCAAGAAGAUUACGACUGGCUUUGCCCUAGGAACUAUAGCGAUGGUCGUCGCCGCUAUUAUUCAACAUUACAUUUACAUGCAAUCCCCGUGCAGGAGUGUAGACGGGUAUGGGUACGUUGCCGACUGCAGGACGCGUCUUGGACGUCCGGCGGAUGCUCCGGAAUCUGAAUUUAAACCACCACUAUCUGUCUGGAUUCAGACACCUGCAUAUGUUAUUUUGGCACUGGCUGAAAUUUGCUCGUCGAUUACCGGUCUCGAGUAUGCUUUCACGAAGGCGCCGAAGAAUAUGCGAGGCUUUAUUACCGGUGUUUUCUGGUUUUCUCAAGCGUUCUCAUCUGCGAUAGGCCAGGCCUUUGUUCCCCUUGCUACUGAUCCUUACCUCGUAUGGCUAUAUAUGACAAUUGCUAUCAUCUCAGCUCUCGGUGGUGUUGGAUUCUGGUACAGCUUUUCGGACUUGGAUCGCGAAGAAGAAGCUUUGAAUGCGCUCCCGGACAGUUUAUUCCAGGGAAGUCAAAACCAGGAUGCGGACUUCGCUACUAUCGAGGCGGCGCAGGUAGAGCAAGAGAAGAUUCGACACGCCCAGGGACUAGAUAAAGCACCGUAGUCGAAAGGGAUUGCUUUUGUACGUUUCGUUGUAUAUCUUGAUGAUACCAAAUUAGUAGCAGUGGAGACUUGCGAUUUGUAUGAUAUGAAGGAGGAGGGUAGUUGAUAGUUACCUACAUACCUCUUAUCAUCCGGUGA